Humulus lupulus (European hop) is the source of this 722-nucleotide messenger RNA. RefSeq names its product histone H2AX. Gene Ontology annotation, molecular function: protein heterodimerization activity; DNA binding; structural constituent of chromatin. Gene Ontology annotation, cellular component: nucleosome. The record is from RefSeq and is a predicted model, not a curated record. NCBI's taxonomy places the organism in Eukaryota, Viridiplantae, Streptophyta, Magnoliopsida, Rosales, Cannabaceae. Bases 125 to 544 code for a protein of 139 amino acids. The transcript is spliced from 2 exons.
UGACAUCUUCUACAUCACAACACACCCACUCUCACAACUAUAGGCUUCUCUGGACUUUUUCUACUUCGAUCAGAUUCCCUAGGGUUUAUAUUUGCAUUUUCAUCCGGACACUAAAACCCUAAAGAUGAGUACAGCCGCUUCAACCAAAGGAGGCAGAGGCAAGCCUAAGUCCUCCAAAUCUGUGUCCAGGUCUUCGAAGGCCGGUCUCCAAUUUCCCGUCGGCCGAAUCGCCCGAUUCCUUAAGAACGGAAAGUAUGCCGAGAGAGUAGGUGCCGGUGCUCCGGUUUACCUAUCUGCCGUUCUUGAGUAUCUAGCCGCUGAGGUUUUGGAGCUAGCUGGGAACGCUGCGAGAGACAACAAGAAGAACCGUAUAGUGCCAAGGCAUAUACAGCUUGCUGUGAGAAAUGACGAGGAGUUGAGCAAGCUUUUGGGAACUGUUACUAUUGCUAAUGGCGGUGUUUUGCCAAACAUUCACCAAACUCUCUUGCCUAAGAAAGUUGGGAAAGGAAAGGGUGAUUUUGGUUCUGCAUCACAAGAGUUCUAGUGUGGGGGAUCUUUUAUAUGGUUUCAUGUAGGACAUGGGCGGAAGUUGUUGUUUUGAGGAUAAAGCCUUGUUAAAGAUUGGCUCUUUUCCACCUUCUUGGUGUCUUGUAAACCCAAAUUCUGGGCAAUUUUAUUUUUGAUGGUUUGAAUAUAGAACAAAGAAAUUCUUCUCUUUACUA